This is a messenger RNA of Gymnogyps californianus (California condor), 1317 nucleotides long. RefSeq names its product inorganic pyrophosphatase 2 (gene PPA2). Lineage: Eukaryota; Metazoa; Chordata; Aves; Accipitriformes; Cathartidae. The record is from RefSeq and is a predicted model, not a curated record. Gene Ontology annotation, molecular function: magnesium ion binding; inorganic diphosphate phosphatase activity. Bases 54 to 803 code for a protein of 249 amino acids. Gene Ontology annotation, biological process: phosphate-containing compound metabolic process. The transcript is spliced from 9 exons. Gene Ontology annotation, cellular component: extracellular exosome; cytoplasm.
AAGAGAUUCCUGCAAAGAGGUCAAAGACUACCGGAACUGAGGUCCUGUUUAAUAUGGUCGUAGAAGUCCCUCGUUGGACAAAUGCAAAAAUGGAGAUUGCCACUGAGGAGCCGUUGAAUCCCAUUAAACAAGAUAUAAAGAAAGGCAAGCUUCGCUAUGUGGCAAAUAUCUUUCCUCACAAGGGUUAUAUAUGGAAUUAUGGUGCCCUCCCACAGACCUGGGAAGAUCCAGACCAUACAGAUGACAUUACAGGAUGUUGUGGGGAUAAUGAUCCUAUUGAUGUUUGUGAAAUAGGUUCAAAGAUUCGUUCUUCUGGUGAGAUUGUUCAGGUGAAGGUCUUGGGUGUUUUAGCUCUUGUUGAUGAAGGAGAGACAGAUUGGAAGAUAAUUGCUAUCAGCGUGGAUGACCCAGAAGCUCAGAAAAUCCAUGGUAUUGAUGAUGUCAAGAAGCAUAAACCGGGUUACCUUGAGGCUACGGUUGACUGGUUCCGAUUAUAUAAAGUCCCUGAUGGUAAACCGGAAAAUCAGUUUGCUUUUAAUGGAGAAUUUAAAGACAAGGAUUUUGCUGUUGAAAUUAUUAAAUCCACUCAUGAAUACUGGAAAGCUUUGCUUCAUAAAAAAGCCGAUGGAGGUACUAUUAAGUGCACAAAUGUUCUGGUGAGUAGCAGCCCAUUUUGUUGCAGUGAGGAGGAUGCCCGAUUGAUUGUGCAGUCGGACAAGACACGCUGUGUAAUACUGCGAUUGAAUAGUGGUGUAUCCAGCCUUGAAAUGGACCUGGACUUCCAGACCUACAUUUUAAAAUGAUUUUUCACUUUCUGCAGAACUGAAUCCUGCUCUGUCAAAAUGUGGUUAUAAAAGAGUUUAAUUACACAUCUAUUUAAAAAUGUUUGCAUAUAUGUAAUGUAAAUUGUGUGUGUAUAUCUAUUCACAUGUGUACCUUUAUACUGAAACAUGUAUAGUAAUGUAAUUGGGAAGGCAUUUUUACUCUUUAGUAUGUAAACAGCAAAUCCUGUUGUCCUCAAAGACAAUACAGUAGGAAAAUCCCCUUUACAUUAGGUAAGAUGUUAAUCUAUCACUCAUUAUUAGUGUGUUUGUUUUGUCAUUUAUGAGCAACCAAGAAAUUUGUACAGUAGUUACAGGGGGGAAAAAAAAAGGGAAAGCGUAAGGUAGAGCAUUGUCCUGUGGGGGCAACAGAAAGUUCUGUUUUUAUUAAUAUCUCUUGACUUCAGCAGUAAAAUAGCUUUGAGUUUGGGUGCUACCUGUGAAACUUUAACUAAACACUGAUAUGUUGGGUUGUUUUUCGGGUUUGUUUUUUUUU